AUGGAACAAAGUAUAGUAACACUAAAGAAGUCACAAGAUGAUAUUAAGCUUUAUUUUAGGCUUAAGAAAACUACUCAAAUGAGAAAGCUCAUGGAUUCUUACUGUGAUCGAAACGCUCUUGAUUUCUACUUGAUGGUUUUUCUCUUUAAUGGCCGUCGCAUAUAUCCACACCAGACACCAUACGAGCUGGACUUGGAAGAUGAGGAUGAAAUAGAUGCUGUCCUGUAUCAGCAGUGGACUGAACGCAUCAACAUCAAUGUCAAAGGCCAGACCGACGUAUUAUAA
Messenger RNA from Medicago truncatula (barrel medic), 285 nucleotides. RefSeq names its product small ubiquitin-related modifier 2. The transcript has 5 exons. The coding region runs from base 1 to 285 and encodes 94 amino acids. NCBI's taxonomy places the organism in Eukaryota, Viridiplantae, Streptophyta, Magnoliopsida, Fabales, Fabaceae. Gene Ontology annotation, molecular function: protein binding. The record is from RefSeq and is a predicted model, not a curated record.